This is a messenger RNA of Mesocestoides corti, 294 nucleotides long. The record is from the annotation of a GenBank genome assembly. Lineage: Eukaryota; Metazoa; Platyhelminthes; Cestoda; Cyclophyllidea; Mesocestoididae.
AUGGAAUCGGAGAGAGAACAUGGACCGUUGACAGCCACUGAAAACGGAGAACACCUUCGGCUUCAGGACAGACAUGGAGCGCUUGGUCGGGUACUCAGUUUGACUGGAAUAUCGGACAUCAAUUGGUGGAUAAGCCAAGACUGGGAGGGUGGGGGUGAUGCCACGGUGACGGUUGAAGGGCUCUCCACAGAAGGACCUGCUGGGAGACGGCAACUUACCCCCCCCCGCCUCCGCUUAAUUCCACGAACCGUCGCUGACACCACCAGACUGACAGGUGGUGCUUGUGCCCAAUAA